Molecule: messenger RNA, 1783 nt
Organism: Alnus glutinosa
Lineage: Eukaryota; Viridiplantae; Streptophyta; Magnoliopsida; Fagales; Betulaceae
Product: DELLA protein RGL1-like
Exons: 1
Coding region: 100-1764 (554 amino acids)
Biological process (GO): regulation of DNA-templated transcription
Cellular component (GO): nucleus
Molecular function (GO): sequence-specific DNA binding; DNA-binding transcription factor activity
Source: RefSeq, a predicted model, not a curated record
GAAAUCAACCGAGAGUACAGAUAAUCUAGAUAACUAUAUUGUCUCACUUGAAUUUAAAUUUGCCGAUUUAUAGUUUCUGGCUUUCUGCUCUGGUAUAUCAUGGCUAAUAAUACCUUGUUUUCCUUCUCACCAUUUUGUUCUGAUGGAAUCCAAGGCGGUUAUGGUCCUCUUGAAGACUUCGAGAAUGAGGAAGCAGUAUUCAAAGAGAAACAAGUCGACCAUUUGUCUGAAAUAAAAGCAGGAGAGACGACCAAUCCUAUCUCUGCUGAAUAUAGAGUUAAGAAAGGAGCGCAUUUGUUGGAAGAUCAACUACAGCAAAUCCAACCCACAGUUUCAGAUGCUGUUGAACACGAUAAACAAAUCCCACAUCCAUCGUCGUUAGCUUCUUUAGAGCUCCUAAGAAAUUAUGGAAGUGGGUUCAAGAAGCUGAAGGGGGAAAUAUUAAACGACGUAAGUACUGAAACUAAUGUUGUCAGCCACAAAUUUUCAACCGAAGAAAUCAUAAGGUUGGCGGCAGCUAGGUUCGUAGUAUUCCUUGCCCAAAUGUAUGAUGAUCAUUAUAACAACAUGCCUAUGCACCCUUUUGGAUUUGCUCUCUCGGAUACUCUGUCCGAGGAUGAAAUGAGAAACGUGGAACUUGUACACUAUCUUUUAGCUGCGGCUGAGAAGGUAGGCUACCAACAAUAUGAUCGUGCAACCAGACUGCUUUUACGUUUUAAAUGGGUUUCGUCUCCCGCAGGUAAUCCGGUCGAGAGAGUUGUUUUUCAUUUUGCUGAAGCGCUUCAAGAGAGAAUUGAAAAAGAAUCAGGUAGGGCGGCAAUAAUGAAGGGAGUAAUCGAGGCAAAUGAUGAUGAAAUCCUUCGGGGGUCGAGUACUAAUUCUUCAUUCCUUACAGUUUACCAACAACUUCCUUUUUCUCAAAUAUUGCAAUUCACAGGAAUCCAAGCCAUAGUUGAAAACGUUGCCUUGGAGCGCAAGGUCCAUUUGAUAGAUAUGGGAAUCAGGUCUGGAGUGCAGUGGGCGCUCUUGAUGCAGGCUCUUGCAGAGCGCCAACAGGAUUGCCGGCACCCCAUCGAGCUUCUUAAGAUAACGGCGGUCGGAUCAACGGCCAUAGAGGAGACAGGUAAGAGGCUAACGGCUGUUGCAGAGUCCUUGGACUUGCCAUUUUCGUUUAAGGCAGUUGUACUAUUAGACAUGAAAGAUAUCAAGGAAGAAUUAUUUGAAACUGAAGAUGAUGAAGCCGUGAUAAUUUAUGCUUCAUUAACACUGAGGGCAAUGAUCUCAAGGCCUAAUUGCUUAGAAAACUUGAUGAGAGUGAUCGGAAAUCUCAACCCAUCUUUAUUGGUUGUCACUGAAGUCGAAGCAAACCAUAAUUCACCCUCAUUUGUGGAUCGCUUCAUUGAGGCUCUAUUCUUUUAUGGUGCAUAUUUUGAGAGCCUUGAGAUUUGCAUGAAGCAGCAUGAUGAGGAUAGGAUGAGAAUGGAAACAUUUUUGGGUUGUUUGAUCCGAAACGUUUUAGUGGAGGAGGGCACAGAAAGGACUGUCCGAAACGUGACGUUGGAUGUUUGGAGGGCAUUCUUCGCAAGGUUUGGAAUGGUGGAAAUAGGGUUUAGUGAGGCAUCCUUAUUACAAGCUAGUUUGUUUGUCAAACAGUUUGCUUGUAGGAGCUCUUGUACACUUGAUAAGAACGGGAAAUGUCUAAUUGUUGGGUGGAAGGGAACCCCAAUUCAUUCCCUUUCACUUUGGAAGUUCCCUUUACCUUGAGAGAGGGUGGAAGGGAACC